Rubroshorea leprosula is the source of this 956-nucleotide messenger RNA. The record is from the annotation of a GenBank genome assembly. NCBI's taxonomy places the organism in Eukaryota, Viridiplantae, Streptophyta, Magnoliopsida, Malvales, Dipterocarpaceae.
GAUUAUUUCUCUGAGUUUACAGAGAAAAAUGGCAAAUGUAUAUGCUUUUGUUUGUGUAUUGACUGUGGCUGUUGAUGUAGCUGCUGGUGUUCUCAGCAUUCAAGCAGAAAUUGCUAAAGAUGAGGUAGCAUACAGGAGACUAGAAGAUUUUGAGUGUCAAGAGCCGAAUAAUCGCGCUUUUAAGCUUGGUUUGGCUGCAGCAACACUGCUUGCCUUGGCACAUAUUACUGCAAAUUUGCUUGGAGGGUGCAUGUGUUUAUGCUUCUCAGAAGAACUUGAAAGAUCGUCCUCUAGCCGCCAAUUAUGGUUCGCUUGUAUCAUUGUUUCUUGGAUUGUUGUGGCUAUUGGGUUUCCAACACUGGUGAUGGGGAUGCUGGAGAAUUCGAAAUCAAAAUGGUCAUGCAGGGUUUUGCAUCAUCAUUUUCUGUUCAUUGGAGGGAUAUUCUGCUUUAUACAUGGCUUGUUAACUGUUGCAUUUUUUGUGUUUGCAACUCUGUGCUUUAAAAAUAGAAGAGUUCAAGGUUCUCAAGUGGGACAACGACCAGAAUUACAUCUUCCUGACCACUGACCAGCUGCAUGGAAAACAAGAGGAAAAUGGUUUAGUUAGAACCCGUUUGGAAGCUGAGAAAAUGCAUCAAAUUGGGUGUUUGUUUUUCCCUUUUGUGCGGUGUUGAGGACUUGCCUUAUGAUGCUAGAGUUCGGAUUCUCAUGGCCCAGAGCAGACACCCGCCUAGCAAAGCAUAGCUAUGAAGACAAACACUUUUGGCAAAAACAAGAAAAGGAAAACUUUCUCCGGCAUGUUCAAAUUUUUCUUGAGAAGAUGAACAGAGGAGUGGAAAUUACAAGUCAACCUUAUAAUUGGUUUGCUAGAAGACAUUAGUAAUUAGUGAAAUUUGAAUUUAUUUUCAAUUUUUCAUCCAACUUCUAACUUUUCUCAAUCAAGUACUCAUUUUUAU